Messenger RNA from Rotaria sordida, 690 nucleotides. Lineage: Eukaryota; Metazoa; Rotifera; Eurotatoria; Philodinida; Philodinidae. The record is from the annotation of a GenBank genome assembly.
AUGACAACAAAAAAAAUUCUGUUCGUAUUGACAUCUCAUGAUAAAUUACUUAAUGGUCAUCCAACAGGAUGGUAUUUACCAGAAGCUGCUCAUCCAUAUUAUGUAUUAGAAGCUCAUUUUACAAUUGAAUGGGCAAGUCCAAAAGGAGGAAAAGCUCCAUUAGAUCCAUCAUCUAUUGAAAAUUUUAAAAAUGAUAAUCAAUGUAAACAAUUUUUAUCUGAUACAAAAGCAAAACAAGGUUAUGAAAAUACAAAAACAUUAAAUGAAAUAAAUGUUAAUGAUUAUGCUGCUUUAGUUUAUGUUGGUGGUCAUGGACCUUGUUUUGAUUUACCUGAAGAUAAAACAAAUAUUAAAUUAGCUGAACAAUUUUGGAAACAAGGAAAAAUUCUUUCGGCUAUUUGUCAUGGACCUGCUGCUUUAGUUAAUGUAAAAGAUGAAAAUGGUAAAUCAAUAUUUAGUGGACGAAAAGCAACAUCAUUUAGUAAUGAAGAAGAAGAACAAGUUAAAUUAACAGAUGCUAUUCCUUUUCUUGUUGAAACACGUAUUAAACAACUUGGAGGAAAUUAUGAAAAAAAUGAUAAACCAUGGGGACCUCAUGUUACUAUUGAUGGACAACUUAUUCUUGGAGCAAAUCCAGCAUCUGCACAUGAUUUUGGCUUGGCUAUACUUAAUGCUGUUAACAAAAAAUAA